CCGAGGAGACCACGGCGCCUGGAGCCCCGGCCGUCUUCUCCUGGAGGCUCUGUUGAGAACCAUGCUGGGGAGACAGCUCGUCUGUUGGCACCUGCUGGCUUUGUUUUGCCUCCCAUUUUGCCUGUGUCAAGAUGAAUACAUGGAGGUGAGCGGAAGAGCUAAAAAUGUGGUGGCCAGAAUAGUGCAAAGCCACCACCAGACUGGCCGUAGCGUCUCCAGGAGGGAAAAAGUGAGAGAGCGGAGCCAUCCUAAAAGUGGGACUGUGGAUAAUAACACUUCUACAGACCUAAAAUCCCUGAGACCAGAUGAGCUACCGCACCCCGAGGUAGAUGACCUAGCCCAGAUCACCCCAUUCUGGGGCCAGUCUCCACAAGCCGGGGGAAUACCUCCAGACUGUAGCAAGUGUUGCCAUGGAGACUACAGCUUCAGAGGCUACCAGGGUCCCCCUGGACCUCCCGGACCCCCUGGCAUUCCAGGAAACCACGGAAACAACGGGAAUAAUGGAGCCACUGGCCAUGAGGGGGCCAAAGGGGAAAAAGGAGACAAAGGUGACCUGGGCCCACGAGGGGAACGGGGGCAGCAUGGCCCCAAAGGAGAGAAGGGGUACCCAGGGGUACCACCAGAACUGCAGAUCGCAUUCAUGGCUUCGCUGGCAACUCACUUUAGCAACCAGAACAGUGGGAUUAUUUUCAGCAGCGUUGAGACCAACAUUGGGAAUUUCUUUGAUGUUAUGACUGGUAGAUUUGGGGCUCCAGUAUCAGGUGUGUAUUUCUUCACCUUCAGCAUGAUGAAACAUGAGGAUGUUGAGGAAGUAUAUGUGUAUCUAAUGCACAAUGGCAACACUGUCUUCAGCAUGUACAGCUAUGAAACAAAGGGUAAAUCAGAUACAUCCAGCAACCAUGCAGUACUGAAGCUGGCCAAAGGGGACGAGGUGUGGCUAAGAAUGGGCAAUGGCGCUCUUCAUGGGGACCACCAGCGCUUCUCCACCUUUGCUGGCUUCCUGCUCUUUGAAACCAAGUGAAUUAGGAAAUAAGCCAAGUCCACUUUAGGGAAAACUUACAGCUGUACAAGUGUGGCUAUGAUCUGAGGGAUACUAGAGUUGUGGCUUCUACAUACUGAAUUAAUGUUUUUGUUUUAAUGUGUUUUAAUGUUGUUUUUGCACUGCUAACCACACUUGCAGGUGCACAAACAGUAUUGAUGACUCGGGGGCUCCAAAGAACAAGCUACCAACAUUCUUCUGAAAGAUGAUGAUAAACAGGCUGCUUUUAUCAUUCUUCCCUGGAUACUUAAAAAUAAAUUUACUUUUAGAUGCAGGUUGGAAAUGAUAGUUCCCAUCAGAGAAGUCAUUGGCAAAAGCAUUUUGGUUGUUCUACCUCUAAUUCAAUUUCUAGUUCAUUUUAAUUAUUCUAAUUCCUAUCAGGAAGCCCUGAGGUUUGAACCUCAUUGUUCUUUUUAAUAUUACAGAGAUGCAGUGAUUAUGAUAGGAAAAAAUAGGGGCCCUUAUGAGAACCUAAAUAGCAAAGGCAUUUGUCGAAGAAAAAGCAUUUGAUUCAUGGGUUGAUAUUCAUGCAUAAAAUAUGGCUCUGAAACACAAAUGUCUAAAACCCAACUAUGAAUAAUUUUGUAAAUUAUAAUGGUUUAAAUAAAACAUUAAAAACAAUAUGCAUUUUCUUCAGUAGUUCCAGAUAGAUUUUAACAAGCAACAGU
Molecule: messenger RNA, 1707 nt
Organism: Suncus etruscus (white-toothed pygmy shrew)
Lineage: Eukaryota; Metazoa; Chordata; Mammalia; Eulipotyphla; Soricidae
Gene: C1QTNF3
Product: C1q and TNF related 3
Exons: 6
Coding region: 62-1021 (319 amino acids)
Molecular function (GO): protein binding
Source: RefSeq, a predicted model, not a curated record